UAUAUAUAUAUAUAUACGUGUGAUGUAUGUCUUUCACUAGUCAUCUCUCUCUCUCUCUCUGAGAAUGGAAGCUCUCUGCUUCGUCGCUUCACCCACUCCGCUGUUUCGCACCACAACACAGCACUCAGCCUUCCCACCAAUCAGGACCCUGACCCUGAACACACCGAAGAAGUCGAACAAAAACCAACCAUCCAUUAUUACUGCAACAUUGACAAACCCAAAGGAGCAGAUCUUCCACAAGCCCUCAAGACUCGAUUCUCUUAAUACGACGCCGCCCGAGUUGAUGAAAGUGUCGUCUGCGUCGUUGGUGUAUGAGAGUGGCUUCCUCGGUGUUGUGCCGGAAAAGAAGGCGGCGCCAGCUGGGAAGGGUGGGGACGGGGUUCACAAUGCCACCACUUACUUGACGAAGAUAUUGUCAUCUAAGGUUUAUGAUGUCGCCGUGGAGACGCCAUUGGACUAUGCUUCCAAGCUUUCUGAGAGGCUUGGUGUUCAUUUUUGGCUCAAGAGAGAGGACCUUCAACCUGGAGUAUUCUCCUUCAAGCUGCGAGGAGCUUAUAACAUGAUGGCCAAGCUUUCAAGGGAGCAGUUGGAUAGGGGAGUUAUUUGUUCAUCAGCAGGGAACCAUGCCCAAGGAGUUGCAUUAUCUGCCCAAAAGCUAGGCUGUGAUGCAGUGGUCGCCAUGCCUGUUGCAACUCCUGAAAUCAAACUGAAGGCAGUGGAGAGGUUAGGUGCUACAGUUGUGCUUGUUGGCGAGUCCUAUGAACAAGCACAAGAGUAUUCCAGAAAGCGGGCCAGAGAAGAAGGUCUAACGUUUGUACCUGGUUUUGAUCACCCAGAUAUCAUAGCAGGGCAGGGGACUGUAGGAAUGGAGAUCGUGCGUCAAAUGCCUGCUCCAUUGCAUGCAAUCUUUGUGCCUGUUGGAGGUGGCGGGCUAAUAGCUGGAAUUUCUGCCUAUGUGAAGACAGUUUAUCCUGGGGUCAAGAUCAUUGGGGUGGAGCCAUAUGAUGCAAACUCAAUGGCACUAUCUUUAUAUCAUCAGCAGAGAAUUAUGCUAGAUAAAAUAGGAAGAUUUGCAGAUGGGGUAGCUGUGGAAGUGGUUGGAAAAGAAACUCUUCGAUUAUGCACAGAGCUCAUUGAUGGAGUAGUUCUUGUCAGCCAAGAUGCUAUCUGUGCAUCAAUAAAGGACAUGUUUGAGGAAAAGCGAGCCGUGCUUGAACCGGCGGGGGCCCUUGCCAUUGCUGGAGCCGAGUCAUAUUGCAAAUAUUAUGGACUGAAAGGUGAAAAUGUUGUAGCAAUAACCAGUGGAGCGAACAUGAACUUUGAUGGAUUAAGGUUGGUAUCCCAACUUGCUGAUGAUGGUAGGCGGCGUAAGUCUGUCCUUGCUACAUUUGUUCCAGAGAACCGGGAAAAUAUCAAAGAGUUUUGUCAACUGGCGGGUGAUCGAUCAAGCAUUGAGAAUGAGAUUCUUUGUCGGUUUGUCAUCCCAGAUAGGCCAGGUGCUCUGAUGAAAUUACUAGAUGCCUUCAGAGGCCGUUGGAAUAUUAGCAUGCUCAAUUACCGAGGACAGGGUGAGAGUGGUGGAAAUGUAUUAAUGGGUCUCCAAGUUGUGAGCUCUGAGAUGGAUGAAUUCAAGGCUUUGGCCAAUAGGCUAGGAUAUGAUUAUGCAUUUGAAACAGGCGAUGAAGCUUUGCCAUUACUGAUGCCCUCGUAGGUGUCACGUCUUCAUUUUAUGGUCAUGAUUUCAAACUGGUGCAUCUAAUGAUGUAUAUGAUAUCAAUAUUGUUACGUCUUUUAAUUUUUUUUAAUAAUAUAGUAUCAUGUAUACCUUCAUAGACACCCACUUUAAAUCCUAACCAUAAAAUGAAAAGUAUCCUUGUCCUGCUUUAAAA
This is a messenger RNA of Alnus glutinosa, 1889 nucleotides long. Its product is annotated as threonine dehydratase 1 biosynthetic, chloroplastic-like. Gene Ontology annotation, biological process: L-threonine catabolic process. The record is from RefSeq and is a predicted model, not a curated record. Lineage: Eukaryota; Viridiplantae; Streptophyta; Magnoliopsida; Fagales; Betulaceae. Gene Ontology annotation, molecular function: threonine deaminase activity; pyridoxal phosphate binding. The coding region runs from base 65 to 1711 and encodes 548 amino acids. The transcript has 7 exons.